AAGAAGAAACAAUUACUUAAUUGCUGUCUGAUCUAGGAUCAAACCGCAAAUUAAACAAGAAGAAAAGGGAGGUGGUCAUCAUAACAGCAUCAAUCAUUUCUGGAUUGCUUACUUUGGGGUUGCUUUGGCGUUUAACUUGGAAGACAACAAAUAGAAGACGUGAAAGAAAGAAAGAAGAUGUAGACGUACCAUUAUUUAAUUUCACAACGGUUGCUACAGCAACAAACAAAUUCUCUCCUGCAAAUGUGAUCGGGGCAGGUGGAUUUGGUCCUGUUUAUAAGGGACGUCUAUGUAACGGACAAGAUAUUGCAGUGAAGAGGCUAUCAAAGAAUUCAAUACAAGGUCUUGAAGAGUUCAAAAAUGAAGUUCUUCUCAUUGCAAAACUUCAACAUAAAAAUCUUGUCAAGCUUUUAGGCUACUGUGUUCAAGGAGAUGAAAAGAUGUUAAUCUAUGAGUACAUGCCCAACAAAAGCUUGGAUUGUUUCAUUUUUGAACAAAAUGAUACUCUGCUAGCAUGGCCAAAGCGUUUUGACAUUAUUAUCGGGAUUGUGCGAGGACUUGUCUAUCUUCACCAGGACUCUAGACUUCAAGUCAUCCACAGGGAUCUGAAAGCAAGCAAUAUUUUAUUAGAUAUCAACUUAAACCCAAAAAUAUCAGAUUUUGGCUUAGCAAGAGCUUUUGUAGGGGAUGAAAGUGAAGUGAAGACAGAUAGAGUUGUUGGAACAUAUGGCUAUAUGUCUCCUGAGUAUGCAGUUGAUGAAAGAUUUUCAGUGAAAUCUGAUGUGUUUAGCAUGGGUGUACUUAUGUUAGAGAUAGUGAGUGCCAUGAAAAACAGAAAAUUUUUGCACCCAAAUCACCAUCAUAACCUUUUGGGACAUGCAUGGUUGCUGUGGAAGGAGGGCCGGGCCUUGGAACUAUCGUAUACAUGUUUGGAGGAUUCACAUUCAAGAGCUCAAAUCUUGAGAUGUAUUCAAGUUGGUUUGCUAUGUGUUCAAAAGUAUCCUGAAGACAGGCCAAUAAUGUCUUGUGUGUUUUCUAUGUUAACGAAUGAGGAAGCAAUUCUACCCCAGCCUAAACAGCCUGGUUUCUUCAUAGAAAGAAGUCCUAGCAAUUCAGGUGCAAUAUUAAGAAAUGAAGAAUCUAACAUAGAGAAUGCAGUUACUAUAACUAUGCCGGAAGCUAGAUAGGAAAUUCAUAAGUAGCUUGCCUGAGAAGUUAUAUGUGAAAGUUUUUUAGUAUUUAAGGGUGCGUUUGGGAUUAGAUUGCAUCCUUUUGUUUUUAGAAGUAAAUUCUAUUAGUUGUUCAUAGUUGCUACUUGCUUGGGUGUGUAAAACUAAUAAGCUUUUCUAUAUCUUCUUUAAUGAAAUGGUUGGACUAGCCAAUUCUUAUCUAAAAUAUAAAUGAUUGAGACUCCUAAAUAUAGGCUUCUCUACCUUUAAACCACAGAUCCUAUUGAAAGUAUACAAAGUUUUGAA
This is a messenger RNA of Quercus lobata, 1475 nucleotides long. RefSeq names its product G-type lectin S-receptor-like serine/threonine-protein kinase SD1-1. The record is from RefSeq and is a predicted model, not a curated record. Bases 441 to 1187 code for a protein of 248 amino acids. Gene Ontology annotation, biological process: protein phosphorylation. Lineage: Eukaryota; Viridiplantae; Streptophyta; Magnoliopsida; Fagales; Fagaceae. Gene Ontology annotation, cellular component: plasma membrane. Gene Ontology annotation, molecular function: ATP binding; protein serine/threonine kinase activity. The transcript is spliced from 6 exons.